Nicotiana tabacum (common tobacco) is the source of this 559-nucleotide messenger RNA. Lineage: Eukaryota; Viridiplantae; Streptophyta; Magnoliopsida; Solanales; Solanaceae. The record is from RefSeq and is a predicted model, not a curated record.
AAUUGGCCAUUUCAAAUGUAUGAAACUCGCAUAAAACGUUCCUAUAUUUAUAGGUUGUCUAUAGUUACUCUUUGUUCAAUUUUUCAGCCUGGAAAAUGUCUUUACACUACUGUGAGAGAACUUGUUGAGAAUGCACUUGAUUCUGCUGAAUCCAUAUCUGAACUUCCUGUUGUAGAGAUAACCAUUGAAGAGAUCGGCAAAAGUAAGUUUAAUUCCAUGAUUGGUCUGGCUGACCACGAACGAAGAGAUGAAGCUCUUUAUGAUGAUUUUGAGACAGCAAAGGCUCGUGAGAAAAGGCUUGCCAAGGAAGCUCGUCUUCUAGAGGUUCAAGCAAAGAAUGCUGCUCUUGGGAAGAAAGGAAAAGACCCUGUAGCUACAAAGGCAGCUAAGGGUAGGGAGGCAUCGUAUUAUAGGGUGACAUGCAAGGAUAAUGGAAGAGGAAUGCCACAUGACGAUAUCCCGAAUAUGUUUGGACGAGUUUUGUCUGGAACAAAGUAUGGAUUGAAACAGACACGUGGGAAAUUUGGUCUUGGUGCAAAGAUGGUACGUUCAGAAAUUG